Zophobas morio is the source of this 1281-nucleotide messenger RNA. RefSeq names its product protein jagunal. Gene Ontology annotation, biological process: vesicle-mediated transport; endoplasmic reticulum organization. Lineage: Eukaryota; Metazoa; Arthropoda; Insecta; Coleoptera; Tenebrionidae. The coding region runs from base 94 to 675 and encodes 193 amino acids. The record is from RefSeq and is a predicted model, not a curated record. Gene Ontology annotation, cellular component: endoplasmic reticulum membrane. The transcript has 4 exons.
GAAGUUGCAUCUGGUACUUUCUGCCAUCCGAGAUGGAGAAAGACUAAAAUUUAUUAUUAGGUUAUUUGCUGCUGAAUGUGUAAAUAGUGAAUAAUGGCUACAAAGGGGCUGUAUUACACCCCUCCGGGAACGGACGGGACAGAUCAUGCUUUUAGGCAACGCGUAGCACCCCAAUAUGCUUUAAGUGCUUUAAAUAAAUCGAGACUCAAAUAUUGUAUAUUUUUCCAUUACCUGUUGUUUUUUGCAAUGCUGGCAAAACUAUCGGCUGAUAUUUUAGAUAAAUUAGAUAUUUUCAUUUUAGAAAUCGAAGAACUUAGCAUUCCUCAGCCUCUUUGGUGGGAAUACAUUUGGUGCAUUAGUUUGUUACUCUCUUUCUUGGGUUUAACAGCAAUCAAAGAAAACAGAGUUUCAAUCAUGAAACAAUAUGUGUCAGGGUUAUGUCUUUUUGGAUUCUUGCCAUUAUUCUAUGCCAUUAUUUACUAUUUUGGAGAUGUAUGGACGUAUCUCACUUCAGACGAUGAAGAUGAACUGGAAGACAUCCACAUCUGGCAAGGCUACCCAUAUGGAUUGUUAUGGUAUGCAUUUAUUUUACUGGCCCUUCAAGUUCACACGUUUUCUGUUUACUUUGCCUGGAAUCUGAUUACUGCCUGGUCUAAGGGCGCGAAAAAAUCCUAAUCUCUGACAAUCCCUUUGGUCAAUUGUUUGAUGCAAACAAUACAAUUGAAAAAGACAAAAAUUUUCAUCAUUUUAAAUUGAUACAAUACAUUGUGUUCAUGUUCUGUAUUUACAGUGAAAUCACUCUAAAUGGAAAGUUUACAUGUUAUUUAUUUGUAAAAGCUUGUUUAUCUUUAGGGUAAAAGUGAAACUUUGUUGUCUAGUCAGUAUUGACUUUUUUGUUUGAUAAAAAUUAUAUAAUACGUUGUGCUUACAUAUUUUGUUAUCACUUUGUUAUCCCACUUUUUAGAUAUAUAUAUAUAUAUAUAUAAUAUGUAUGUACGUACAUGUAUAGUAGACGAUUUGUAUAUACACUGUCUGUCUUUUAUAAAAAUGUCUAACUUUGAUAGCACCUUCUACAGAUUUUGAUUAUAUACAGUCUGUUUUUAUAUGAAUAUUCUAUAAACGUAACGAUGCAAUAAUAAGGGAUAAGGUGUAGCUUAUUUUUGAGAUGAUUUGGAGAUUUCACUGUAUUUUGUUCUGUACAUUUCAUUUUGGGGAUAAGUAUUUAUGGAAAGGUGUGAUUGUUGCAAUAUUUUCCUAAUAAUAAAUAUAUUUUUAAAUUAA